AUGGCGAACUUUCACCGAGUUCUGCUUGUGUCCACCUCAUGUUUGCUGAAUAUCGGGACACUCUUGUGUCUUAUCGUGAUCGGCCUGGCAUGUACGAAGAUGGGAAGUCACGAACUUGAAAGACUCAAUUUUUUCCAACUCGAUGUCCAGAACAGCCGAAAUAUUUCCACUUCGAAUGCAUUGGUUACAACAUGGGAUGAGAGCCAGUUUAACAAGACUUACCUGGUCGGCAUAAUGGGCUACUGUGAAACCGAUAAUAGGGACACGACAAUGGAUUGCCUGUCCCCGCAAGCUGGCUCGUACUUCAACGUACUGAAAGCUACCGGCGAGGAAGGGAAGGAGACCGACCUUUCGUCAGCCCUUCGACGCUCACUGCGUGCAUAUAAAACUACCUCGACCUGGAUGCAAAUUACAUACGUCUUGGCUACUCUUCUCACGGCCGUCCAACUCCUCGCAGCUCUUAUCGUCGUAAACAAGGCAUUUAAUUGUUUUGUCAUCAGCCUUGUCUCUAGUGUUGCUUUCUUAUUCCUGCUGUCAGCUGCGGCACUCGCAACAGUCAAUUUUGUUCUCUUGAAGGGUAUAAUUGCCACGGAGCUGAAAUCACACAACAUAACUGGGACCUGGGGCACUCGCGCAUUUACAGUUAUAUGGUUUAGUGUGGUCUUGUCUUUGUGUUCUUUGGUAUCCUGGACCAUUACCACUUGCUGCUGUUCUCAAGUAAGACGGGGUCCCCGGGUCCAGACUUAUCCUGCAAUGGGUACGGUACCAGUCUAUCGUUCGCUUCCGCCAUCUGCACCAAACUAUGGGAAAAAUCAUCAAUAUCACAUGUACCAGAUGAGCCAGCACCCAGUCAAUCAUCCUUAUGAGCAGUAUCAUUCAGGAUAG
Molecule: messenger RNA, 885 nt
Organism: Aspergillus niger
Lineage: Eukaryota; Fungi; Ascomycota; Eurotiomycetes; Eurotiales; Aspergillaceae
Exons: 2
Coding region: 1-885 (294 amino acids)
Biological process (GO): fungal-type cell wall organization
Cellular component (GO): cell cortex of cell tip; plasma membrane
Source: RefSeq, a predicted model, not a curated record